GAGGACAAUUCUUACUUGCGGUUAGGAGUUUUAGACAAUUUUACACUUUUGAUUGACGGGAGAGGGAGGAGGAGCGACUGCGAGUUCGGGGUGCCGGGAAACUACAGAUUGCGCAAUGCCUCAACGCAGGUGCGCCGGUUCCUCGGACAGUCGCAUCUUAUGGAUGCUUUGACGAAAAAUAGAACUGACUUUCAAGCUCUUCGAGCUAAAUUUCAGGAGCAUGAUGUCAGAAGAAACAAACCCAAUGGUAACUUAAAAGUAGCAGAGUCUGAGAGUUCUCGGGCACCUGAAACAACAGCACUUUCUGGUUCUGAAACUGAACUAAAUAUAACCAAGAGUAACAAUGUUGAAACAGUUCGUCCUCACAAUGCUGCCAUUCAACAGUCCGGUGCAAAAUCUCGUGCUUCUCCUGAAGAUCUUACCAACUCCAGUCAGACAUCAGUAGAUAUUCAAGCAUCAGAAUUCAGAAUGUUUGAAGAUAAUCAAGGAAGUAACCAAGACAGCAAACUCGCAUUUAAGGAAAAAAUAAGUACUUGGGAGAAUUCUUCAUGUUGUGAUACAGAAGCUGGCACACCGAGUCAGAAGUUAAAAUGCAGUACACUCCCUCCUGCAUUAGUAAACUUGAGACCAAAAGCUUUGCCUGAAACUCCUUACAAGGUCACUUACCUUAGAAGAGGCAAUCAAACAAUGGGUCCAAGGGAGAAGAUAUCUGGUGUCAAGAAUGGCAGAACACUCCAGUUUGAGGAGCCAACUUCAGUGAUUCAUAGCUGUGAAGAUUCUCAAGUAGCUAUUAAUUCUAAACUAUCUGUCCCAUUUUCAGAACCAGAAAUCGAUCUUUCUACUCCUCAAUAUGAACAAAAAAGAUUCAAACCAGAUAAUGUUCUCGAAUCAGGGUCUUGGGACCUAUUGAGAUUGGAUAACUGUGAGAGAUCAAAACUCUCGGAUGAUAAAAGGGGACAAAAUGUCACGGGGAGAGAGCAUCAGCAUAAAUCCAUGCGGAUCCAGGAACUGCCAUCCCUUGAAGUAUUGGGACCUCCUCCUGCGAAGCCACCCAGACCAUUCACAAUGGAUCUCAGUAUAUUAGAGAACAUAAGAAUGGACAGUUGUUGUCCACGGGAAUCCUCUAGGGAUAAUGACGCAUCUACAUCACCCAAAACACAGCCAGAAAAAGAAGACAGUCUAAGCACUGAAAGCAAUGUGCAAGAAGCAGAUAAUGAGAAGAUGCAACGUCACAGAGAAAUAGAGCUGGAGAAGAAAUUGAAAAACCAAGCAACCAAAGAUAAAGGAUUGAACCAAGUUAAGGAAUAUGAAAAUAAAAAUCUGAGAGAAUUACAGAAAAAAUUCAAUCUGACAGGUUCAGAGGUUCCAAUAUAUAAAGUCCAAAUACAGGAGUAUUUAAAAGGCGGGAAAUUGAAUCUGAAAGUGAAACCUGGUGAAGUGGUGGAAAUCAUACGAAUGGUUGACUGUCCUGCUGGGAAGUGGUUAGCUAAAGCCCAGGAUGGGAAUUAUGGCUAUAUCCAAAUUGAUGCUGUAAAAAUGAAUAAUGUUGAAAUUAAAGAAAUUAGUAAUAGAAUGUCAAAAUCUCUACAGAUGGUUGAGGAGAUAUAUGAUGAUGUUGGACUGCCUGAUAUGACUACUGAGCAUUCUAUUAAAAUGUUAAAUAGCAUUGAACAUGAACCAUGCCAUGAAACAUCAGAUACGAAAAAUGAAUGUGAGAAAAACAGGUCAGUAGUGAUGGGUCAGGAGACUGGAGAACAAUACAACACAAAAACGAUGAAUCGACUGGCUAAAAUAUUACACAUAGGAAAAGAAAAGAAGAGAAAAAGCCAUGAAAGCAGUCCUUCGCAGCAGUAUGAAUAUGGAUUGGCAUCAAAUGCUUACGAUGAUAUAAUAAGUGAGGUGAUGAAAUCUCCUGUUGACAGAAGAUCACAGAUCCAUUUUGCUGAUAAUGAAGUACUCCAUGAGGAAAUAUAUGAUGAUGUGGAAGCGGCUAGCUCUGAAACUAUAAAAAGAGACACAGUAAAAGAAUUGGAAACAUUGUUCAAGAAAGAGAUUGGUGACAGACGAAACGAGAAGAAAAUAAAGAAAAAAGAUAAAUCACUGGAUCAUCUCAGUGUAAAUUCAGGAUCAGGAUCCACUUUAUCUCUAACUAACUUGGACAGUGAUGAGAAUAGUGUGUACGAGGACAUUCCCAAUGCUAGGGAACUCAGUGAUUCAGAAAGCAAAAGUUCUAAAUCAGACUCAACUAAAAAAAGCUGGGGAAAAGUCUUCUGGAAGCGUGGAGAAAAUGCAAAGAAGACAGGAGAGAUGAAGUUAGAAGAAGGUGAAAGACUGGACUUCAGUAAUGAAGAGUUCUUCACAAAGGAUGUUAAAUCACCCAGGGAAAAAAUGAAAGGAAUAUUCAAAAUCAAAAGGAAAGAUCUAAGUGGAGAAAAGGAAUCAAAACUAAAUGAAAUGAAAAUGUUAAAUGAGCAAGAAUUUAGAGAAAAUUUUAAUUACACCAAGGAGAUUGUUGUGGAGAAUGUUGCAGUUGUGGAGCAGAAUGUCGUGCAAGAGCAGGAAGGAUCCUUAUAUUUACCGGUAAAAUCUGGAGAGAAGCUGGAAGUAAUAGAUAUCGGAGAAGACAACCUAAUAAUUUGUCGGAAUGCUUACGGUAAAUAUGGUUAUGUCCACGUACGAUAUUUGACAUUUGGAACCUGAGUUAAAGUGGAUACCUUGCUUCAAAGAACUUUGUCUUUGAAUUAUUGUAUUUUAAUUUUAUGUAAUAUACAAUUUCUUUCUGAAUUUUAUAAAGUUAGUUUCAAUGCACAACCACCUCAAUAUACUGGAAUGUUUCUUUAAUAAUGCCAUUAAAAAUAUUUUUUGGGAUUCGCAUUUAAAAUAAAUUAUUGGAAACAGUAGCUG
Hypanus sabinus (Atlantic stingray) is the source of this 2904-nucleotide messenger RNA. RefSeq names its product FYN-binding protein 2. Lineage: Eukaryota; Metazoa; Chordata; Chondrichthyes; Myliobatiformes; Dasyatidae. Gene Ontology annotation, molecular function: protein binding. The transcript is spliced from 23 exons. Gene Ontology annotation, cellular component: plasma membrane. Gene Ontology annotation, biological process: integrin-mediated signaling pathway; protein localization to plasma membrane; T cell receptor signaling pathway. The coding region runs from base 160 to 2700 and encodes 846 amino acids. The record is from RefSeq and is a predicted model, not a curated record.